AUGGCAGCCCCUGUCAAAAACCUCGUGCCAGCCCCCAGCAUCAUGGGGGCUGACUUCCAAAAGGCUUCCCAUUUUAGGACAUCCUUUGACCGCUGGCCACCAGGACGGGUGGAUCAGUCCGUGUACAAGGUUGAUUACCCCCCGUACUGGGGGAAUUUCCAGCGAGAGUCUAUUCCGCUCCCCCUCUCCAAAGGGGUUAUACACAAGGACUUCUUCACACCGAAGGAAACGGGGACAGAGACGCAGGUGGCCUUCUCCGAGAGACCCCACCAGCCCAAGAUCAAAAUGAUCCGGCCACAAAUGCAUGCGCUCAUGCACGCUGAUCCCAGGAUCAGCAUCAUCACCUCCACGGCCCGGGAUAGCUAUCCCGGGCUGGAGGUAGCGGGACGGAGGCCGCUCACCCACAAACCGCAGAAUGAGCAGUGGAACCGCAACCUGUUCUGUGAGAAUGAGAGACAAUUCCCUCGGCAGCCUUCACUGUCAUGCUCCUCCUACGUAGACCAUGGGAUGCAGCCAGUUGCGAGAGCCCCAUGCGUGCACCUGGGAGGACAUUCCCCGAUCACAGGGGAUGGGCGCUCCCACUACCAAACCACACACCAUGCAGACUUCCAGGGGGAAUGGGUCCCCCCUGUGCAGCCCUGUGAGAAGAUGAAAUCAGCCGUGGUGCUUGGCAGCCCCAGGAUCACUGGGAAUAACACAGAGCAGCAUGACGCCUACACCGCCCCAGCCGCAGGGAGCUACAGCAUCUAUGACAAGGACCAGGCAGUGGAAACGAUCCACAAGACCACCAUGCGGGCAGGGGAUGACCGCAGACGAUUUGCGACCACCACCGCAGCGUCGUUCCCCCCGCGAGAGCUAGUGCCCAUAUCCCGGGAGUACGAGAGCCAGCUGGUGUCGUCAUUCCCCCGCGGUGACCGGGACCCCAAGAGGAGCCAGGAGCGGGCCAACACCACGACGUACCGGACCUACUACACAGAGUUUGACCAGGACAAGCGUCCCCCACGCCCUGCUCCGCCCCAGUGGAGAGGCUGGAGCUUUGUGCCCUUUGGGGAUGACAAGCUGAGCUCGGCGUUUUACAGCACCUUGUACCAGGAGGAGUUUCCUCCACGGCCACCUGCCCGGGCGGUGCCAUGUAACAGCAAGGACCAGUUGAAGAGCCACCUGCCAUUGAACCAACCCGCAGAGAACCUUCCCAUCUCCAGUACCCAAGCCGCCUUCGUCCCCCACAGCCAGCCAACGGUGCGGCCCACGGAGGAGUCGCUGCAGCGGGUGAGAGACUCCCACCUGGUCCCGCCGUUGGGGGAGCAGCGGCAGUUCCAGCCGGAGCAGCCGGAGCAAUACUACAACAAAUACAGCGGCCCCGCCGUCCUCUACGGGCGCGACUGGCUGGUCAGCAGCGUCCCGCUGGGCACCAUACCAAGGACCCGGACCAGCGACUGGGGGCCCAAGAAACAACAGCGCAGGAGCUGUUGA
Messenger RNA from Alligator mississippiensis (American alligator), 1473 nucleotides. It is a transcript of the gene SAXO5, whose product is annotated as stabilizer of axonemal microtubules 5. NCBI's taxonomy places the organism in Eukaryota, Metazoa, Chordata, Crocodylia, Alligatoridae. The transcript is spliced from 9 exons. The coding region runs from base 1 to 1473 and encodes 490 amino acids. The record is from RefSeq and is a predicted model, not a curated record.